Molecule: messenger RNA, 5878 nt
Organism: Xyrichtys novacula (pearly razorfish)
Lineage: Eukaryota; Metazoa; Chordata; Actinopteri; Labriformes; Labridae
Source: the annotation of a GenBank genome assembly
AUGAACGCCCUGGUUGCUCUCUGUCACUUCUGUGAGCUCCAUGGCCCUCGGACGUUGUUUUGCACUGAAGCCCUGCACCCUCCAUCCCCAUCCCCUUCAUCACAGGCUGGUGCCCCGGUACCCGGUGACAGGGACCGAGACGGUGACCGGGAGGGUGAAGGGUUGACCAUGAGGGCCAACAGCUCAGCUACACAGAGAGGAGAGAUGUGUGACGUGAGUGGACCUUAUCAGAAAAAUGCACCCCUCUCUAUACUCAUUUCUUCUUCAUUGUACUUCAGUAGAAACAGCUUUACAAUACAGGAGAGUAUUGUGAAUUGUACCUCAAUUAUUGAUUUUUAUCUCCCUUUGCUUGCCACACAGGGAUGUCGAUCUCUUCCUGCGUCUCACCCGGGUUUUAUGAGCAUCGAUGAUGAAACAGGAAUACGCUUCCUGAGCCACCAGCAUCCCAGGCAGCCACAGCUUUUUAGCGUGGUCCGCCAGGCCUGUGUACGCAGCCUCAGCUGUGAGGUAAACAGUGACGUACGUCUGAAUGUCUGUCAUGAUUAGAUUCACUGAUGCCACACAAACACAAAACGCAACCCCUGCAUACAAUUCACUACUUGCUGCAAAUUGCUCUGCUUUCAUUUGUGUUUCCUUAGGUAUGUCCUGGACGUGAAGGGCCAAUUUUCUUUGGGGAUGAGCAGCAUGGAUUUGUGUUCUCACACACUUUCUUUAUUAAAGACAGUCUGGCCAGGGGCUUCCAGCGCUGGUACAGUAUUGUUAUGGUGGCAAUGGACAGGAUCUACCUCAUCAACUCCUGGCCUUUCCUGUUACGCCAUCUUAGACUCACUAUACAAAGCUUACAAAGCACAGCCCUCAAGGUAGGAUACACACAAGACCAUUACAUGCCUUUAUUAUUACUCUGAAUCGUACCUGCUUUAUCUUUUGUUGCUUUUACUUUUUUGUGUUAGAUUUUUAUAUCUCUGUGUCAUUUUUUAUCUCUUUUGGUAUUUUGGUUUACUUAUCUUCUUUUCCUGGUUUUAUUGUCUAACCAAUGUUCUGCUUCUUUUCUGCUGUAUUUUGAGUCUCAAAUAAUGUAGUAUCCAAGUAUCUGUUUGGCUGUAUAAUUUCUUGUUACUGUGAUCUCCAUUAGGUCUUUGAUAGUGAACAAGGAGUGUGUCCCCAGCGAGCGGUGAGGAUGAACAGCGUCUUCUCACCUGCGGUUUUCCCCCAUCAAAGAAGCGGAAAUGCAGCCAGAUCACUAACUUCUCUAACCCAACAUCCAAACCUGUGGGCCAGUCUCCACUCCUCUUUCAGCUGGUGAGUCAAAGUACUAUCAGCAAUCUCAAGCCGUUGUCUUUUUUAACCGCUCACGAUACACAUUUAUGUUUUAACUUCUUCUCCAGGCUGCUGAAGGCCUGUGGUAGUCGUCUGACUGAGAAGCUGCUGGAGGGAGCCCCCACAGAAGACACGCUGGUGCUCAUAGAGAGACAGACAGGUAAAGCAAACGUUGGUAAUCGACCAUCCAAUGCUGGUCCAGUCUGUAACUGGGUGAAAGCAUUAGAUCUACCACAGUCAAACUUUAAAGCCCUUAUUGAAGUGGAUAGAACAGUGGAUAGGGAGAGUGAGGAUUGACAUGCAGGAAAGAACUUACAGACUGGAGUUGAACUUGUGGUCUUCUCUUGAGGCAUAACCCCUGUAGAUGGGUCCCAGAUCCCUCAGCUAAUGGUGCCCCAAGUCAAUCCUUUUAUUAAGAAGAAUCCCUCUUAAUGUUGUUGCCACCAUUAUGCUGGUAGAAAAUUUGUGCCAAAUCCACAUGGGAAGGGUCUCUUGUCUUUGCAGUCAAAAAAACAUAUCUGCUGCCGUGUGUAACUGACUGAUUUUCCUCUCUGUCAGUAUAGAUCAAGCUUUACAAAAAGAGAUCAUUAGUUGGCAUGAUAUUUUCCUGCCGUCAGUGAUAUAAAGCAUAAAGUGAUUUUCAGCAUAAGUGACUUCAAACUUGAGCUUUAAAAAGAAACAAACUAACCAACCAAAAACAUCAGAAACCCUUGGUAUUAUUAUAGAAGUUGAGACAGAAAUACUCUUCCUCCAACAGGAAAGCAUUUAGUGAAUAAAAGGGUGAUAAACUUUGAGAGUUUAUCAAUACACAGAAAUGGAAAUACAUGCUACUAUGUUGACAUGUAUGAUUUCUAUGUAGUUUAAUACUGUAAACAAUACCGUAACACAAUGUGUUUAACUUUAUGGUAUAUGUUUUUUUUUAUUGUUUGAAUAUUUAAUCAGUAUGUGGUUUUACUCUUUGAUCUAAAACCUUCAUCCAAAUCAAACCUUUAAAUCUAAUAUGAUAACAUUGACUCAAAUCGAACUGAAGUGUGUUGAACUGAUGUAAAUUGGGACAAAUAUUAACCUCAAUAUCUGAGUGAUGAAUCAACAUUUGCUGCCUUCCAGGGAAGGUUAGUCUUCCUGAUAAAGGAUCAAAUCAACAGAUGUCAUUUGUUUGCACAGUGUGUCGUGGUUUUAUCAUCUGUUUGAACAGUUGCUGUGAAAGUUUAGAUUAUUGGGUCAGUUACUGAGAGACUGUCUGUACAGGAAGGUAUCGUGAUUAAGUAAACUAUUGUGGUUACAAUACAUACAAUGCCUCAUACUGGCACAAAGAUUUCGAAAGUGAUGAAGAUUCCAAGUAAAACUCAGUUUCCAGGGUGUGGAAUAGUAAUCUCUAGUCCCCUGAUGGUAUCAUUUGGGUCUUUAUCUUUAAUUUCAUUGCAUUUUCUUCAAAUCACAAUUCCAAGAGGUUAUACUAAUGCACAUGACAAAAAAAUAAUUAAAACAUUUUCAAUUAGUUACAUUGCGCCAGUACAGAUAAAUAGCUGAUUUAAACUAUCAGUUAUAAAAUAGGGUCAGUUCUACACGGCUGGCUUUGUUUUGGAAAUACUCAACAGUUGACGUCAUGUUCAGGCUGUGUAUAGCAUAUGAUAUCUAGACAGAUCUUAGUAAUAACUUCCUGUGGAAUCCCCCACAUUCAUGCAGUAUUCUCUCAUUACUGUUUUGUUUUUUUGUUUAAUGUCAUUCUCUGUUUCCAACAGAACAAGAGGAAGAAAUGAGCUGCUGGGAGGGUGCAGAAGGCGGCGGUCCUAAACCUCAGCGUAUCCAAUCCGGAAGAGAGCUGGUCCAUGACUUCCUGUGUGAUGAUUGGAAAUUGGAUGAACUACCUGGGCCCAAGUUCAGAUCACUUAGGCAUUUGAGACAGGUGAAUUGAAGGGGUGUAUAUCAAGUGCACAAUUACAUAGAUUACCUUUGUGUGGUAAAAUUGUUUGAUAUUCUCCUUUUAUGGUAUUACAUAAAAACAUAACAUUGCAAUAAUUUCUAUAUAUUGGCACACAAACGUUUUCAUUUAUUAAAUAAUCUCAGUUUUAUGCUCUCCACAGCAAGUCGUGUAUCCUGUUUGUUGGAUGUAUAUCACAGUCUGGUUGGUUCUGCAGGUCCUCGGGGCGGUUGAGUUUCGUCAGCUUGUGUGGCAUGUGCUCAUGGGAAAUCAGGUCAUAUGGAGAGGCGCAGACCCAGGACUCAUCCAGUCAGCUUUUAUAGUGCUCAAGGUGCUCCACUUUUCUCUUUAGACUGGUUAGGUCCCUCAUGUUACACAGAUGUUGUCGAGGUUCAAAAGUUUUGUGAUAAAUUAAAAGAAAAAACUUUAACCCUCUCGUAUCGUUAUUUGAUGAGACAUAAACUUUGUGGAAAAUUUCAGCAAGUUGUAAUUACUUUUAAAGCGAAAGUUGUUGCUCAUUGCUUUCUGAUAACUUUUACCUGAAGUCACCCCAGAAGUAUUUAUUUUCACAGCACACCUAAACGGCUUGAUUUUUUUUCUUGCCUGUACAUGCUUUCUUAAACAAUGAAUGCAAAAAAAUAAAAACAAGACAGAGCAUGUAACUAAAAUAGAAACCUAAACCAUUUUGUUGAGAUCUUCAAUCGUACGUUAGUAACUCUUAUGGAUUUAAAGUUUUUCCUUUUUGUAUACUUUUUACUUCCCUUUGCCCCAGACAUAAUUCAUACUUUUAACCACUAUUAUACAAAAAUCAUUUGUUAAACUCCCUGAAUUAUCUUAGGUCUUUUAAAGUGCUAAAGUAAGUCACGACAGUAUAUCAAAAGGCUAAAGUGAAUUCAGCUGUCAUUUAAUUCCUCUGCUGUUAUGAGUCAUAGUUUCAUCUGUGAACGAGAUCUGCCAUUAACAUGCAUACUCAUUUAAAACUAAAGUUUCCUCACUGUUUCCCAUCAGUCUUUGCUCCCAGUGGGCUGCGUGCGUUCUGUUCCAUACAGUGCCCAGUAUGAGGAGGCCUACAAAUGCAAUUUCUUGGGUUUGAGCCCAGAUGUACCCAUCCCGACACAUGUCAGCUCCUCAGGUACAAGAGUCUUUGAACUCUUACUGUGAAAAGUUGCUCUUACAUGUUUAAGCUUUGUGCUUGAAGAUAUUUUUGUUGUUGAUUUUAUCUCCUGUUUGUUUAUCCUGUAGAGUUUUCAGUGCUGGUAGAUGUCAGUUCAGACAGGAGCUGCCAGAAUUCAGCUGUAGGUGAAGACGACAUCGCCUCACUUUAUCAGUUCACGAUCAGCAGUGCCAACACACAGCCUACAGACAGGGGUGAGUGCACAUACCCAAGUCUUUAAAUAGUCAAAGUACAUUUGAUUCAACUAUCAGUGUCAGAAAAAAGCACAAACAGUCCUUUGGCGCCAAGUUAAACCUAAAGAAGAAAAAGUGCUAAUUGUUGCUAAUGUGGAACUCAUUUCCCCAAAUAAACUUUUUGAUUUAAUGACAGGAUAUAUUUUAGAUGUUUUAACUGUGUUUGGAUCUGAAUCCACAUCAUAAUGCUCAAACGGAUGACAUUUUUAAAGGCAGAGCAAAAACACGUGUGAAUGGGAAAUGUCUAGACAUGUUCUGUGUUAAGGUUCCCAGGAUCUGAUUCCAGGGAAUAGGCAAAUCUUCCCUACAAGUCUCAUUCAAAAGCCAACACCUGCUUCUUUUAGGAAUUGGAAGGAAACAGUGAUUGUAAAUCUAAGGCUUUUUUUUUUUUUAGUACAUACUUUGAGGUUUUUGAUAGAGAAAGUUAAGGGAAUGCUCUAACAAACAGCUUCUUUUGGCAGCGGCAAUACAACUGGCAAAGGUUACCACUUGUUUCUUGGAGGCAAAUGUACCUGAUCAAAGCACAUCAAUCGAAAGUACUUGAUUUUGUUACUGAUGGGCUUGGAUUGUUAUUCUACGUGCCUGACACCUUAAGGAAAAAAAUCUGAGAGAUGAAACAUUUUAGAUAAGAUGAGAUACUUGACUAGACACAGCCCACACUUUGUGUUCAAACCUCUAGACUCCCUUGGCACAAAGAGAUGUUUUACUGAAGUUGUUGCUCUGUACUCUCUUUGUCAUUUUGAGUUUUUUUUUUGCACUUCAUUAUAGCUCCCUGUGUAAUACAUCAUGGCAAAAGAAUUUUGAUUAAAUUAACCCUUAAACCAUCUGGUUCCAGGUCCCACGUUACUGAACAAGCUCGAGGUUGCCCUGUCUAACGAGAACUUGUCUGUGGACGUUGUAUCUCACUGCCUGUUGUGUCUGAAGGAGGAGUGGAUGAAGUGAGUACUCUUUAUUUAUUCUUGGAAGAAGACCACCUGGGUUUUAGUGAGAUUCUGCCAUCUCAAAGUUAAUUCCAUGUCUUUCAGUAAGGUCAAAGUGCUGUUCAAGUUCUCCAAAGUGGAUGGACGGGGAAGGGAGGACACUCAGAAAGUUCUAGCCCUCCUUGGGGCCACAGGGCCAGGGGAGGAGGACAAUGUCAGGCUGCUCAAGUUCUGGAUGACCGGACUCAGUAAAACCUACAAAAGUCAUCUGAUGACGGCCGUGCGAGGAGGAGAGAGGAGCCCCAGUCAGUGA